AUGAAAUGUGGCGACGGAGAUGUUUCCAGUGCCCAGGUGCGGAAAGACAUCUGGCUUUGGUUCGUUUUUAAGAUCGGCCACUUCUUCCCUGGACACAGCUCCUCCGUCACCUGCACCUGUGUUUACGAGCGUGUGAGAGUUAAGAAGGUGACGUCACCUCGACUCAAACGAGCUGAUCCAGAGUCUGCCCCUCUGCCUGUGAGCCCGCCUCCCCCCGCCCUCACCCGCCUCCCCCCGCCUCCCCCGCCUCCCCCCGCCCUCACCCGCCUCCCCCCGCCUCCCCCCGCCCUCACCCUCCUCCCCCCGCCCUCACCCGCCUCCCCCCGCCUCCCCCGCCUCCCCCCGCCCUCACCCUCCUCCCCCCGCCCUCACCCGCCUCCCCCCGCCCUCACCCGCCCUCACCCGCCUCCCCCCCCCCUCACCCGCCUCACCCCCAGCCCUCACCCCCCGCCCUCACCCUCCUCCCCCCCCCUCACCCGCCUCCCCCCGCCCUCACCCGCCCUCACCCGCCUCCCCCCCGCCCUCACCCGCCUCCCCCCCGCCCUCACCCGCCUCCCCCCGCCCUCACCCGCCCUCACCCGCCUCCCCCCCGCCCUCACCCGCCUCCCCCCCGCCCUCACCCGCCUCCCCCCGCCCUCACCCGCCCUCACCCGCCUCCCCCCCGCCCUCACCCGCCUCCCCCCCGCCCUCACCCGCCCUCACCCGCCUCCCCCCGCCCUCACCCGCCUCCCCCCCCCCCUCACCCGCCCUCACCCGCCCUCACCCGCCUCCCCCCCGCCCUCACCCGCCUCCCCCCCGCCCUCACCCGCCUCCCCCCCGCCCUCACCCGCCUCCCCCCGCCCUCACCCGCCUCCCCCCGCCCUCACCCGCCUCCCCCACCCUCACCCGCCUCCCCCCCGCCCUCACCCGCCCUCACCCCGCCCUCACCCGCCUCCCCCCCGCCCUCACCCGCCCUCACCCGCCUCCCCCCCCCUCACCCGCCUCCCCCCGCCCUCACCCCGCCUGCCCCCGCCUCCCCCCGCCCUCACCCGCCUCCCCCCGCCCGCACGCUGA
Molecule: messenger RNA, 1053 nt
Organism: Knipowitschia caucasica
Lineage: Eukaryota; Metazoa; Chordata; Actinopteri; Gobiiformes; Gobiidae
Source: the annotation of a GenBank genome assembly